CUGCCCACGCCCCGGCCCUCGCCUGCGAGCGCUCGCCCACGUUGUUCCUCUGUUGACACAAACAAGACUUCUCGCUACCAGCCCCAUGGCCACCUGCCCGGUCCUGCAGAGGGAGACCUUGUUCCAGCUGGGAAGCCACACCUACAGGAUCCCGGCUCUGCUCUUCCUUUCCCAGCAGAAGACGCUGCUAGCCUUCGUGGAGAGGCGGGGGAGCAAGACGGAUGAGCACGCCGAGCUGAUCGUGCUGCGCCGGGGAGACUACGAUGCAGCCACCCACCGGGUGCAGUGGCACGCGCAGGAGGUGGUGGCCCAGGCGCAGCUGGAGGGCCACCGGUCCAUGAACCCCUGUCCCCUGUAUGAUGCGAAGACGGGGACUCUCUUCCUCUUCUUCAUUGCCAUCCCAGGACAGGUCUCUGAGUACCAACAGCUGCAAAGCAAGGAAAACAAGACACGGCUGUGCCACGUCACCAGCUCUGACCACGGGAAGACCUGGAGCCAGGCCACAGAUCUCACCAGCUCCGUCAUUGGCCAGGCCCACAGCACGUGGGCCACCUUUGCCGUGGGCCCCGGGCACUGCCUGCAGCUGCGAAGUGGCAGCCUGGUGGUGCCCGCCUACGCCUACCGGAACCUGCCCGACCUCCCGCACCCUUCCCCCUACGCCUUCUGCUUCCUCAGCCAGGACAACGGGCGCACGUGGAACAUGGGGAACUUUGUGGCCCCACAGACGCUGGAGUGCCAGGUGGCAGAAAUCAGGGCUGGGGGGCAGAGGGUGCUGUAUCUCAACGCCAGAAGCCCACAGGGAUCCAGGGUCCAGGCCCAGAGCACCAACGGUGGGCUCGAUUUUCAGGAGCCCCAGGCCGUGAAGGCGCUGGUGGAGCCCCCCUAUGGCUGCCACGGGAGCGUGGUCAGCUUCCCCAGCCCCACGUCGGGGCCAGGACGCCGGGUGAGAUGGCUGCUCUACACCCACCCCACCGACUCCCAGCAGAGGUCCAACCUGGGUGCAUACCUCAACCAGCAGCCCCCCAACCCCGAGACCUGGUCGCAGCCCACGCUGCUGGCCACGGGCAGCUGCGCCUACUCGGACCUGCAGAUCAUGGGGACCGGGCCCGACGGCUCGCCUCUGUUUGGGUGUCUGUACGAGGCCAAGAAUUAUGAAGAGGUGGUCUUCCUGCUGUUCACGCUGAAGCAGGCCUUCCCAACCGCAGCCGCGGCUACGGCUGAGUCCCAGUGA
This is a messenger RNA of Lepus europaeus (European hare), 1231 nucleotides long. It is a transcript of the gene NEU2, whose product is annotated as neuraminidase 2. NCBI's taxonomy places the organism in Eukaryota, Metazoa, Chordata, Mammalia, Lagomorpha, Leporidae. The transcript is spliced from 3 exons. The record is from RefSeq and is a predicted model, not a curated record. Gene Ontology annotation, cellular component: lysosome; membrane; cytoplasm. Gene Ontology annotation, biological process: oligosaccharide catabolic process; ganglioside catabolic process. Gene Ontology annotation, molecular function: exo-alpha-sialidase activity. The coding region runs from base 86 to 1231 and encodes 381 amino acids.